AUCUACUUCCGGAAACUUUUCAACAAAGCAAUAAAUUUCGAUUACCCUGAAGAACGUAGUCACAAACGAACAUGAUCAUAAAGUGAUAAAGAUGUUGCAGUUAUCUGACCAUGAAUGAGUCACAUUACACCAUGGAAGUAAACAUCACACAAUAUUCAUUACAUUUACAAAGCUUGAGUGAAACUUUUCUGAAAAAGAUAAACUUUCAUGGUCAUGAUGGUAGAACCAAAAAUAUCAGUAAUAGAAUUAGAAAAUGAAUCAAUAGAAAUUUUUGAUAUGAAAUCUGACUUCAUGUAACUGAAACUGGAUAAAUUUCAAAAAACAAACAAAAAACUAAAAAGAAAGCUAGAUAACAAAUUGGAUUUUGAACCUUCUCUGCAAUCAGGUUUCACAGACAGACAGCUCAUGAACCUUCUCAUCAGACAAUUACACUUGAAAAUAAGUUGAAUCCUGAAUAUUCUACAUUGAUUCAUAAGUUUCCACCAAACAGAAGUGUAUACAGAUUCUGAAUUUUAAGUCAGCAAAAUUACUUAUAAAGUAAAUCAGACUUAGAUUUAUAAACAGUGAUGGAUUGCAACCUUGAAGUAAAUUACAUAGCUGAAAUUUCAGUCAAGGAAAUGGCAAACCAUGAAAUAAAUAACAUACAUGUAGCUGAAAAUUUAGUCAAGUCAAACCAUGAAACAUCUAAUAGUAACAUUGAAAAGAAUGAUGAAUGUGUAGUAUCAAAUGAAAUGGUAGAAAAACAUUUACAUGCAAUGAUGAACAAAUCACAAGAGAUUUACACAGGUGAAGGUCAGUUUACAAGUAUAAAUAGAAUGGAAUUACCCUUGCAGAAAGACCAAUCCAGUAUAGACAUGACAGAAGAUAGUGCAAUUAACAAAACUGUGUUGCCAUGCCAACAGAAUGUAAUCCUUGUCAAGAUACCAACUCAAUAUUUGGACUAUAUUUGUCAAUUCUGUAGUAAAGAUUUCUCAAGUAAGAGCAGUCUGAAAGAACAUUUGAUAAUACACAGUGGAGAACAGCCAUUCUCGUGUGAUAUUUGUGACAAAAAGUUUAACAAGAAGGGGAAUCUAAUGAGACAUUACAACACACAUGGCGGGGAGAAGAAACACACCUGUGGUAUAUGUGGGAAAAGUUUUAAUCAUGCUUGUACAUUAAAAGAUCACAUGAAACGCCAUACUGGGGAGAAACCCCAUGAAUGUGAAAUUUGUAAACGACAGUUUUCUGAGAAAUGUAAUCUGAAAAAACACAUGGUGCUACAUUCUGGUAUAAAACCGUACUCCUGUGAUUAUUGUGAUAAACCAUUCUUUGAUGCAGGAAAUCUUGCCAAACAUAUUCUGAUACACACUGGUCAGCGUCCCUAUCAGUGUGAUCUCUGUGGUAAGAAGUUUAGGUACGGAAACACAUUAAAGAGACACCAGAGAAUCCACACAGGAGAGGCGCCAUUUCCCUGCCCUGUGUGUAACAAAGCUUUCUUUUCUAACGGAGAACUACACAACCAUUCAGUUAUACAUACAGGUGUGAAACGGUUUAAGUGUGAUGUGUGUAGUAAAUGUUUUAGUCGUAAUCAUCACUUACACCAGCACAUGAAAAAACACACGGGUGAGAAACCAUAUGCAUGCGAUGUGUGUGGUAGUAGAUUUGUUCAGACUUCAGGUUUCCGGAAGCACAUGCGGACAUUUCAUCCCUCAGUACCCACGGAAUGGCAACAUUUACCAGACUCAAAUCGUACAUCAGAUGAAUUUGUUCAACCUAAUUCUAAUGUGUCUAAGAAAGAAACUAAAUAUACUUGUGAAAUAUGUGGAGUCAAGUUUGUACAUGGUGCAACUUACCAAAAACAUUCCCUUAUUUAUCAUGAGAAAUCUAUACCCAAAACAUGGUCAAGAGCACCAAGAUUAAAAAAGGUUAAAAGCAAUGUUAAACAUGUUAAAACUACAGCAGAUGAUGAAUUAACAGAAAGUAUUAAAGAAUUGAUUCAAAAGAAUGAACAAUUUCUGAUAAAAACUGAACCCCCUUAAAUGUACAUUUGACAUUUCAGAAAAUAACUAUAUUUUCUAUUAAUUAACAAGCAAUAUUAAUUCAACUAGUCAAAUGAAUGAAAUAAAAAUAUCUUUUUGUAAGAUUAAAUUUUUUUCACUAUCUAGAAUAUUUAACAAUAGAAAGAGAAGGUGCUUAUCCAUUGUUAGCAGCCCUUAUAGAUUAGUAUAUUAUAUACUGUUACAAAUGUAAUAACAACAUAUAUAAGAUUGAGAAUGGAAUUGGGGAAUGUGUCAAAGAGACAACAACUCAACCAUGGAACAGACAACAGCAGAAGGUCACCAACAGGUCUUCAAUGGAGCAAGAAAUUCCAGCACCCAGAGGUGUUCUUCAGAUGGACCCUAAACAAAUAUAUUUACUAGUUCAGUGAUAAUGAAUGCCAUACUAAACUCCAAAUUGUACACAAGAAAUUAAAAUUGAAAAUAAUACAAUGCAGCGGGGUUAAACAUGUUUAUGAAAUCUCAACCCUCCCCUAUACCUCUAGCCAAUGUAGAAAAGUAAACGCAUAACAUUACGCACAUUAAAAGUCAGUUCAAGAGAAGUCAGAGUCUGAUAAGAUGAAACCAAAGAAAAUAAACAAAACGACAAUAAUACAUAAAUAACAACAAACUACUAGCAGUUAACUGACAUGCCAGCUCCAGACUUCAAUUAAACUGAUUGAAAGAUUAUGUCUUCAUCAUAUGAAUAUCAGACACAAUCCUUCUUGUUAGGGUUUUAGUAUCAUACCAUCAUGACAUAUAUAUAUAUAUA
This is a messenger RNA of Mytilus trossulus (common blue mussel), 2787 nucleotides long. Its product is annotated as zinc finger protein 501-like. Gene Ontology annotation, biological process: regulation of transcription by RNA polymerase II. The record is from RefSeq and is a predicted model, not a curated record. Gene Ontology annotation, cellular component: chromatin; transcription regulator complex; PcG protein complex. Gene Ontology annotation, molecular function: RNA polymerase II cis-regulatory region sequence-specific DNA binding; DNA-binding transcription factor activity, RNA polymerase II-specific. Bases 567 to 2018 code for a protein of 483 amino acids. NCBI's taxonomy places the organism in Eukaryota, Metazoa, Mollusca, Bivalvia, Mytilida, Mytilidae. The transcript has 2 exons.